GACCCCACAGAGCCGGUGCCGCGCCACUUGCCACUCUCGCAAGCCUCUUGCACGACGUUACACGCGACCCUAAGUGAUCGUCGCAGUGAUCUCUCUCCCUCGACUCUCACGACUUAGCAAACGAAAGUAAUAGUAACAGCCGAUCAAGAUGUGUGACGAUGAUGUUGCGGCAUUAGUUGUGGAUAAUGGGUCCGGUAUGUGCAAGGCCGGAUUCGCGGGGGAUGACGCACCACGGGCUGUGUUCCCCAGCAUCGUUGGCCGUCCACGUCAUCAGGGCGUGAUGGUCGGUAUGGGCCAAAAAGACAGCUACGUUGGCGACGAGGCGCAAAGUAAGAGAGGUAUAUUGACAUUAAAAUAUCCUAUAGAACAUGGUAUUAUUACCAAUUGGGAUGACAUGGAGAAAAUAUGGCACCAUACCUUUUACAACGAAUUGCGUGUCGCUCCGGAGGAACACCCUGUCCUUCUCACCGAGGCGCCCUUAAAUCCAAAAGCUAAUCGCGAGAAGAUGACGCAGAUCAUGUUCGAAACCUUCAACAGCCCGGCCAUGUACGUCGCCAUCCAGGCCGUCCUGUCCCUGUACGCCUCCGGUCGUACCACUGGUAUCGUCCUGGACUCCGGUGACGGAGUCUCUCACACCGUACCCAUCUACGAGGGUUACGCUCUUCCCCAUGCCAUCCUUCGUCUGGACUUGGCCGGUCGCGAUCUUACCGAUUAUCUUAUGAAGAUCCUCACCGAGAGAGGCUACAGCUUCACCACCACGGCCGAGCGAGAGAUCGUCCGUGACAUUAAAGAAAAGCUUUGCUAUGUCGCCCUGGACUUCGAACAGGAAAUGGCCACCGCUGCCGCCAGCACCUCCCUCGAGAAGAGCUACGAAUUGCCUGAUGGUCAGGUCAUCACCAUCGGUAAUGAGAGGUUCCGUUGUCCCGAAGCUCUUUUCCAGCCUUCUUUCCUGGGUAUGGAAUCAUGUGGUAUCCACGAGACCGUCUACAACUCUAUCAUGAAGUGCGACGUCGAUAUACGCAAGGAUCUUUAUGCUAAUACCGUCCUCUCCGGUGGCACCACCAUGUAUCCCGGUAUCGCUGAUCGUAUGCAGAAGGAAAUCACCGCUCUCGCACCUUCUACUAUCAAGAUUAAGAUCAUCGCUCCACCCGAGAGGAAGUACUCCGUAUGGAUCGGUGGUUCCAUCCUUGCUUCUCUAUCGACCUUCCAACAGAUGUGGAUCUCCAAACAGGAAUACGACGAAUCUGGCCCUGGCAUUGUUCACCGCAAGUGCUUCUAAGGACACACCGUGAAACCAAUCAUGUUCACCAACACCUUUAUCACGAUUCUUCUCUUUUUCUUCUUUAUCUCCUUUUCUACGCACAUAAUAAUCAUACUUUAUCAAACUAGAUUCAUCAUUACAUAUAAAGAUGCGAGAAGAUGAAGAGGAAGAGAAGAGUGAAAUAGGAAGAGAGCGAGGGAGAGAGAAAGAGAAAAUAUAAAGACAGAUAUAAAGACAGAAUGAGACAGUUAUUCAAGUGCCUUUAUGUUAUACAUUUACCAAAUUCUACUGUACUUUGUAGUUUGUACAACACGACUGUAUGUUUGUGAACGUUAAUUAAUUUAUUGAUAAUCUCCUCAGCCAACCCAACCAACAAGUUCUCCAACACGAUCAUUCAUACAUAUACACGCAUAUGAUAUACAAAGCACAUGCUCUUUCGUUAAUGAUUGUGUAAGUUUGGCAUUUGCGACACCUGUAAAAAUGAUUAUUGAUAACAACGAGGGACACGGACGACCAUUACCGAUUACAUUGACGUCGGCUCAUAUUGCUGCCUGGCGGAUCGUUCUUAUUGUACCUUACGAUUAUAAAAAUGGUAAUAAAAUCAUAUGUUAUAUAAUAA
Messenger RNA from Monomorium pharaonis (pharaoh ant), 1880 nucleotides. Its product is annotated as actin, muscle. Gene Ontology annotation, biological process: mitotic cytokinesis. The coding region runs from base 149 to 1279 and encodes 376 amino acids. The record is from RefSeq and is a predicted model, not a curated record. The transcript is spliced from 3 exons. Lineage: Eukaryota; Metazoa; Arthropoda; Insecta; Hymenoptera; Formicidae.